AUGGCGAUCGCACGACCGAUUCGCAUGCUGGGCGCCGCCGCCGUCCUACUAACUUUAUUCCUCGUGUUUCAACUGCGCUCUGGAUACUCGGGCUCCUCCUCGAAAUUGGUUCAUGGCAUGACCCGUGAUCCCCUUUUAGAUCCAACCGGAGAACCCGAAGGCGAAUUAUGGAGAGCGGAAGAACACGAUUACUCCCCCGAUAGCGAAAAUUCCGCUCGCACCAAUGCAGCUCUCAUCUCGUUGGUGCGCAACGAGGAGUUGGGCCAACUAGUCCAGACCAUGCGUGACCUCGAGCGCACCUGGAACAACAAGUUCAACUACCCCUACAUCUUCUUCAACGACGUUCCCUUCACGGAAGAAUUCAAGCGCCAGACCCAGGCCCUUACCAAGGCCAAGUGUCACUAUGGUACAGUGACCUUUUCCAACUUGCAGCUUGUCCGUCCUCGCGCUAAUAUCUUUUUUUCUUUGUCUUCAGAACUUGUCCCCAAGGAGCACUGGGAGGUUCCCAGCUGGAUUAGCAUGGAUCUUUUCCAGGAGUCCGCGCAACUGCUAGAAGAACAGAAUAUCCAAUACGCCUCCAAGAUCUCCUACCACCAGAUGUGCCGCUGGAACAGCGGCAUGUUCUACAAGCACCCCGCCCUCGAGAAGUACCGCUACUACUGGCGUAUCGAGCCCAACGUCAAGUUCUUUUGUAACGUCGAUUAUGAUGUCUUCCGCUACAUGGAGGACCGGAACAAGACCUACGGAUUCACGAUCAACCUUUACGAUGCGCCGCAGACCAUCCCGUCCCUCUGGCCCGAGACCAAGAAAUUCCUGGCUGCGAACCCGACGUUCAUCAGCGAGAAUAACAUGCUGGAGUGGAUUACGGAUGACCAGGCCCGCCCUGACCAUACCGAGGCUGCCAACGGUUACUCGACCUGUCACUUCUGGUCCAACUUUGAGAUUGGUGACAUGGACUUCUUCCGAGGGGACAAGUAUGAGGCUUACUUUCAGCACCUGGACCGCGCAGGCGGUUUCUUUUACGAGCGCUGGGGCGAUGCGCCAGUCCACUCCCUCGGUAUUGGUCUUUUCGCGGAUGCCAACAACGUGCAUUGGUUCCGCGACAUCGGUUACAACCACAUCCCCUACCUGAACUGCCCCAACUCGCCCAAGUGCUCCGGCUGCACCCCCGGAAAGUUCUUCGACGGUGCCGACUUCUUGGCCAAGGAGGACUGCCGCCCGACCUAUUUCAAGUACGUCGGAACGCAUUAA
This is a messenger RNA of Penicillium chermesinum, 1251 nucleotides long. RefSeq names its product glycosyltransferase family 15 protein. The record is from RefSeq and is a predicted model, not a curated record. NCBI's taxonomy places the organism in Eukaryota, Fungi, Ascomycota, Eurotiomycetes, Eurotiales, Aspergillaceae. Gene Ontology annotation, cellular component: Golgi apparatus; membrane. Bases 1 to 1251 code for a protein of 416 amino acids. Gene Ontology annotation, molecular function: alpha-1,2-mannosyltransferase activity. Gene Ontology annotation, biological process: protein N-linked glycosylation; cell wall mannoprotein biosynthetic process; protein O-linked glycosylation. The transcript is spliced from 3 exons.